AUGGUAAGCAAGGACCGGAAUUGCUUUCAAAUCUUGAUCAUUGGCGGAGGUAUCGGGGGGCUGGGCGCAGCGAUCUGCCUUUCGCGGAAGGGUCAUAACGUUACGGUGCUUGAGGCCGCCAGCAAUCUCAAUGAAGUCGGAGCGGGAAUCCAAAUACCGCCAAAUAGUACUCGGAUCUUGGAUUCAUACGGAUUGACGGAAAAGUUUCUUGGGAAGGUUGUGUGGCCAAGGAACCUUUGCUUUAGAAGAUAUUGCACUGGAGAAAUUAUCGGAUCGACCCGCUUCCGCGGCGUCUUGGAGAGGAAGUAUGGGUUUCCGUACUGGUUGAUUCAUCGUGCCGAUUACCAACGGAUCUUGUUCGAAGCCGCCAAGGAGUCUGGAGCCAAAAUCAUGCUUGGCACUCCUGUAGAAUAUGUGGAUGAGCGGUGCCCUGCUGCCGUCAUGGCUGAUGGACGGAAGCUGGCGGCAGAUUUGAUAAUUGGAGCGGACGGUAUCCGCUCCAAAACCAGACGCGCAGUUAUCCCUGAGAAAGAGAUUGAAGCGAAUGACACGCCGAAUUGCGCCUUUCGAGUGACAAUUUCGGCGGAAGAGAUGCUCGCUGAUAGCGAAGUCAAGCACCUCAUGGAUGAAGAGGACGCCAACUGUUGGAUUGGCUAUCAACGCCAUAUCAUGGCAUAUCCAAUCCGUCAAGGUGCCAUGUAUAACCUAGUCCUCUCGUACCCGGGCCAGGCCGCAGCCGGGAAGUGGAACGAGCCAGGGGAUCCGGAUGAAAUGCGAAGGUACUAUGCUCACUUCGACCCUACGAUCAACAAGGUUCUCGCGAAGGUGAAGUCCUGCUUGAAGUGGAAACUGGCAGAUCUGCCUCCUUUGCCAAACUGGGUCAGUCCCAGUGGCAAAGUUGUUCUGAUUGGCGAUGCUGCUCAUGCUAUGGUGCCCUAUCUGGCACAGGGUGCUGCUACGGCUAUUGAGGAUGGCGCUGCCCUGGGUGAAUGUCUCGAUAGAGCAAAAUCGAUCCGGGAAUUUCCCAAACUCCUCCGUGCAUUUGAGACUAUCAGAAAGCCCCGCUGCGAAAGAAUCCAAGCGGCGGGGCGCGAGAAUGGUUAUAUUUGGCAUUUGCCAGACGGGCCCGAGCAAGCGGCUCGAGAUCGAGCCAUGAAGGGAGUGGCCGAAAAAGCCGAGAAGAAUGACGCCUGGAACCCCAACAGAUGGUCCGACGAGGAGUUCCAGCCCUGGAUGCUUGGCCACGACGUCUUCACUUACACAAACGACAUGCUGGAUGUCAUCUUGAAGCAGCCUCGACCCCAACUAAAAAGCGUACAGGUUUCUGGGACUAGUCGUGGUAUAAAUAGAAUGUAG
Coccidioides immitis RS is the source of this 1356-nucleotide messenger RNA. RefSeq names its product salicylate hydroxylase. Bases 1 to 1356 code for a protein of 451 amino acids. Gene Ontology annotation, biological process: secondary metabolite biosynthetic process. NCBI's taxonomy places the organism in Eukaryota, Fungi, Ascomycota, Eurotiomycetes, Onygenales, Onygenaceae. The transcript has 6 exons. The record is from RefSeq and is a predicted model, not a curated record. Gene Ontology annotation, molecular function: FAD binding; monooxygenase activity.